Podarcis raffonei (Aeolian wall lizard) is the source of this 3074-nucleotide messenger RNA. It is a transcript of the gene ZCCHC8, whose product is annotated as zinc finger CCHC-type containing 8. Gene Ontology annotation, molecular function: RNA binding; zinc ion binding. The coding region runs from base 272 to 2419 and encodes 715 amino acids. The record is from RefSeq and is a predicted model, not a curated record. Gene Ontology annotation, cellular component: catalytic step 2 spliceosome. The transcript is spliced from 14 exons. NCBI's taxonomy places the organism in Eukaryota, Metazoa, Chordata, Lepidosauria, Squamata, Lacertidae.
AUGCAUCGCUGCCCCUAGCCGCUCUCCCAGUGUGAAGUUCGGGCCUGGGGGCUGCGGGUGCCGUCCGGCCUCGCUGCAUUGUGGGAGUUGUAGUCGCCUGCCCGAAGAGCUCUGGCGACUGAAGGCCUUGCGUGCAACUGCGGCCCUUUCCGAGGUGAGGCCGGGGCCUCUCGCCGCCUUUCCUCUCCGCCCGGCGGCAACUUCUUCCGCAGCGCCUGGCCGUGCGGCCGGCGGGCCACGCGCGGCCGGCGCCUUCCCUCCCCGACCUAAGAUGGCGGCCGAGGUGGACUUCGGGGACCAGGAGCUCUUCCAGCAGCUGGACGCCGGCGAGGCGGCGCCCAUCCCGGCCGCGCAGCCGCCCCACGCCCGCUUCGAGGAGGCCGGGGCGGAGACGGAGGAGCUCCGCCAGCGGCUGAGGGAGUGCCAGGAGACCGUCAGGGAGCUGCAGGCCGAGAAUCAUGAACUCAGAAGAAAAUUGAAUAUGCUGACUCGACCAAGUGGACUUACCAUUGACGACUCUAAACUUGAUGGGCCUUUGUUACAAAUUUUAUUUAUGAACAAUACUGUUUCGAAGCAAUAUCAUCAAGAAAUAGAAGAUUUUAUAUCUUGUUUAGUUCAAAAAUAUGAGGAGCAACAAAGUGCUGAAUCUGACAAGACCUACUUCAAUGUUAAGCCGCAGCCUUCUAGUUUUAUGUUGGAAGAAGACCAUAAAGUGACAAUCUCAAAUACAUCAAAAAAAAUCAAGGAGGCCUUUAGUGUUGUAGGAAGUGUUCUCUAUUUUACCAAUUUUUGUCUUGAUAAACUGGGGCAGCCUAUAUUAAAUGAAAACCCUCAGCUGACAGAUGGAUGGGAAAUACCCAAAUACCAGCAAGUUUUCACGCAGAUUCUUUCUCUAGAUGGACAGGAGAUACAAGUAAAGCCUAAAAGCAGGCCAAAAUCUCACUGCUUCAAUUGUGGCUCUGAAGACCACCAAAUGAAAGAUUGUCCACAGCCACGAAAUGCUGCCCGUAUAAGUGAAAAAAGGAAGCAGUUUAUGGAUGCUUGUGGGGAAGCAGGAAACCAAAACUUCCAACAGCGGUACCAUGCAGAAGAAGUUGAAGAAAGGUUUGGAAGGUUCAAACCAGGAAUAAUUAGUGAGGAACUUCAGGAUGCACUUGGUGUCACUGAUAAGACUCUUCCUCCUUUCAUCUAUCGAAUGCGGCAACUGGGCUAUCCCCCAGGUUGGCUCAAGGAGGCAGAAAUGGAAAAAUCUGGACUAACACUCUAUGAUGGAAAAGCAUCUCCUGGUGGUGAAACAGAGGCAGAAGAAUAUUAUCAACAGAAUUGGCGUGUCACUUAUGAUGUCUCUAAGUUGAUAAACUAUCCAGGUUUUAAUAUGUCCACUCCGAAUGGAGUAACAGAUGAAUGGAGGAUGUUUGGUUCCGUACCCCUUCAGCCCAGUCAGCAGAAGGAUAUCUUUGCCCACUAUCUUUCUACCUAUCAUUCGUCAAGCCCAAAGUCCAGCAAUAAAAGAUCUUCAUCUCACCAGAAGGCUCAUCAUCCAAAAAGACAGAAAGGAAACAGUGCUGAAGUAUCAUCAGCUGACAUGGAGAUGGAUUCUGACUUUGAAGCUCCACACAGUUCUCCUGGCUAUGAUAGCUUCCACUUCCAACCUCCACUGCCUCCAGGGUCACCACUGAACGCCACUCCUCCCCCAUUGCCACGUGGGACCCCUCCAUGUACUCCCCCCAACAUUACCCCUCCCCGGCUUCCUCCAUGUAUUCCCCUACCAGCUACCCGUGAUACUCCACCUUUGACUCCUUCCAGUGAUUCUGCUCCACUGAGAGCAGAGGGCUCUGCUAUGGAUGAAGACACUUUGACUCUGGAAGAGCUUGAGGAGCAGCAGCGCCUCAUUUGGGCAGCCCUGGAGCAAGCAGAUAGUGCAAACAGUGACUCUGACAUACCUGGAGAGAAUCCUUUAACAGGAAACUCUGUAGCCUCAUCACCGUCUCGAAUUGAGUCAGACAUUUUCCCAGAAGAAAUAACAUGCAAAAAGCUGGAUGUAUUGGAACUUGGGACUUCAGACAACAGUGAACAGGUACUCAAAGCAGAAGAGUCUGAAAAGAAACAGAUUUCAGGUGAUGAACUGAUUGAUUUGACAGACAAUGAAGAACCAAAUCCCAUGGAUUCUGAAGGCAGUGUUGAGAACUGCCCCUCAACCUCAGUGUCCAGGGUAAGCCACAGUGACUCUCCUGUGGUCAUCAGUGCGGAGGUGUCCAAAAAUGCCAGCCCUGUCCCUGACAUGAGCAAGUUCGCUGCUGGGAUAACACCUUUUGAAUUUGACAAUAUGGCUGAAUCUACUGGGAUUUACCUCCGAAUAAGAAGUGUGCUAAAGAACUCUCCUAGGAACCAGCAGAAAAGCAAGAAGGCUUCCUCCUAGGUGUCCUAUUACUACUGCAGCACGGUUGCACCCAAAAGAAACCAACUGGCCAAUUAACUUUGGAUACUACUCUGUACUUACUUUAUAAAUAAUGACCAAGUAAGAACAGACACAUUGAAAGCUCCUGCUUUGUUCCUCCUAUAAUUAUGUUACUUGUUUUAAAAAGUGCAGUGUACAGAGCUUCCAUUUUGACUUCAGGGCCUGUUGCUGCCUAAAACCAAUGUUUCUGCUAAUACAAGAAAGUGCUACCAAGUGAGUUAACUUUUCUGAAAAUGUUUCCUGAAUAUGAGUUAAUCUUUCUGACCCUGUUUGACUUGUGAAGUUAGAGCAGCGGCAACUGGAGGAUUUUGUCUGUGCUUUCUGCAUCACUGUAAACCAGUUUAUUUUCAGUAGUUUUUGAAAGGUUCUCAACCUUUUAAAUGGUUUCCUCUUCAUUUAAAAUAGAAAAAUUGUAGCAAUGAAAUGGGAAUAAUCAGGGGUUGUUUCCCAAUUAUUCCUGCCCUUUUUGAAGAGUUUUAUAAGUAAUUUAUGUGGGUCAGAUUUUUUUAGUACUACCUUCUUUCUUCUUUCUUUUUAGUAAUGCCCCAUAUUUGAACUUGCUGUACAUACAUAUUGAUGCUUCUGUACAGAGGUUUAAUAAACAAUUUUUUCAUAA